This is a messenger RNA of Zonotrichia albicollis (white-throated sparrow), 1734 nucleotides long. The record is from RefSeq and is a predicted model, not a curated record. NCBI's taxonomy places the organism in Eukaryota, Metazoa, Chordata, Aves, Passeriformes, Passerellidae.
CGGUGGGAGGCUGGACAGACCCCCGUGAGCAUCACCAAGGAGCUACACACACACACACCGUGACUGCCGGGGCAGCUGCCUCCCAUCAACAUCACUCUGGGGCUGGAGGGCAGACCCCCACCCCAAUAUCACUACUGGGGGGUCAGUAAUCCCCCACAUCGCCCUCCUGGGAGUGGAUUAACCAGACCAGAAAUACUGGGAGAGCAGAUGGACCCCCCAACACGACCGAAGGAGAAGCAUCCCCCCAUCAGCUCGGGGAUGCUGCCAGAGCCAGCCUCCUGCACUGCAAAAGGGGGCAGUGGAGCAGGCAGCGCUCACCCCCCGUGGGGCUGGGGUGUACUGGGGCUGGGGGGAAACUCUCCCCUCCCUCCUUAUCCCUGCAGCUUAAGGAGGGGUGUUUGCCUAUGAAGGACCGCCAAGCAGGUGGGAUGGGGGCUGCAGGAAAAGAGGGGACCAUUUUUAAAGGUCCCCAAAGCAUUGGGGAGGAUCAAUGGUUGACAGAUCAGGGUGCAGGAAGGAGAGGGGGGCAGUUCUGUGGGUCCUGAUGGAAGCAGGGGAGAUGGUGCUGGGGUCUCUGCAGCAGGAGGGGAAGUACGAGGGGGCAGGACACAGCUGGGCUCACGGAGUCCUGGGGGGACAGUAAAGUGUGGGGGGGUUUGCUGAUCAGCAUGGCCAGAGGCUGCUGGGGUCUCUGCGGCAGGCAGAAACGGGAAAGGAGAGAGGUUGAGGGGGCCAGGAAGGCUGUUCUGGGGAUCCUCGGGUACAGAAAGGAUUGUUUAUCCUCAAUGAGAAGGGGGCAGUCCCGGGGGGUCCCAGGGGCACCGUGGAGGCGCUGGGGGACAGUCCCGGGGCAGCCCCCGCGAUGCUGCAGGGCAAUCCCAGGGGCAGUCCCGGCAUGAGGCGGGGGCUGGUGCAGGGGGAACAGCGUGGUGGUGUCUGGAGCAGGGAUGGGGGAGCCUGGGCUUCUGGGGGCGGGUGUCAGUCACGGAGCUGGGGAGGCUCAGGGUUGCCGGGGGACAGUGCUGGAGCUGAUGUAGGGCAGAGAUUCUGGGGAUGCUGGCGGCAGUGCCGGGGGUGGCAGGGGACAGCGCUGGGGAUGCAAGGCAGAGCCGGGAGCCGCAGGAAUGCGGUGGGGCAGUGCUGGGGAUGUUGCAGGGCAGAGACAGGGGGUGCCGUGGGGCAGAAGUGGGAAUACAAAAGCAGAAUCGGGAGUCUGGGGAUCUCGUCAGGCGAUAUUGGGGGUGCCAGGGAUGCACUGCCCGAUGCCGGGAAUGCCGGGGAAGCAAGGGCAGAAUCCUGGAUCCUGGGGUUGCUGUGGGAAGGUGCUGGGGGUGCAAGGGCCAGUGCCGGGGAUGCCGGGGGGCAGUGCCGGCAAUGCUGCAGGGCAGAUCCGGGGACGCUGCAGGGCAGAGCCAGGGAUACUGCAGGGCAGAGCCGGGGAUUCCAGGGCACAGCCGGGGAUUCCAGGGCACAGCCGGCAAUGCAAGGACAGAUGCGGGGGUCCCGGGGAUGCCGUGGGGCAGCGUCAGGGAUGCAGGAGGCAGUGCCGGGGACGCUGCAGGACAGAUGGGGGGUUCCGAGGAUGCCGUGGGGCAGAGCCGGGGAUGCGGGAGUCAGCACCAGGUAUAAAAGGACAGAUCCGGGGGGCUCGGGGAUGCCGUGGGGCAGUGCCGGGGAUGCAGGAGUCAGCACCAGGGAUGCCGGGGAUCCUGCAGGGCAGAUACGAGGGUCCCG